AUUCAAUUCAAAAAAAAUUAACAAUUGUUCCGUUUCAUAUUUCUUUUUCGUUUCGUUUCGCAUGAUGUUCUUUAAACAAUGAAUAUCUUAUAUUAAUCACUGUCUUUAAUUGCCAUGGGCGUUAUUGGAUUUUGUAUACACUAUGCCAUAGCACUGGUAAUAUUGAAUAGAGAAAUCACACCAACUGUCGGUAUGUUGUAUCCACGCGAAUCGGAAACACGUGAAGUACGCUCCUUAGAUGGCAUUUGGAAUUUUGUCAAGUCAGAUGUAACAAAUCCCACACAGGGUGUCAGAGACAAAUGGUAUGCGGACGAUUUAAGUCGUGUCCAACAGACGAUACCAAUGCCGGUACCCGCCAGUUAUAAUGACAUCACAACCGAGAGUGCGUUGCGUGAUCAUGUGGGAACAGUGUGGUAUGAUCGAAAAUUCUUUGCACCUAAAUCGUGGUCCAAUCAGCAAAGAGUUUGGCUACGAUUUGGUAGUGUUCAUUACGAAGCUUUUGUGUAUCUUAAUGGUGAAAUGGUGGUGAGACAUGAAAUGGGCCAUUUGCCUUUUGAGGCUGAAAUAACAAAUAAAUUAAAGUAUGGUGAAGAGAAUCGCAUAACCGUGAUGUGCGAUAAUGCCUUAAUACAAACCACUGUGCCUCAGGGAAAAAUAACAGAGAUUUCAAGAGAUGAUGGUGUUGCCAUAGUACAACAAUAUUCAUUUGACUUUUUCAAUUAUGCCGGUAUACACCGCUCUGUGCAUUUAUAUACCACUCCCUUAACAUUUGUCGAAGAGAUUGAAGUUACCACCGAUCUAACAAAAGACAAUACUGUUGGCUUUGUAUACUAUAAGGUCAAUACAAAUGGUAUCUCGUCUAAUGAAGCUGCCAGCGAUUUAUACGUUCGAGUUCAAUUACGCAACAAGGAGGGAGUUAUUGUAGCCAAUGAAACCUCCAAUUCUGACUUAAAAGGUGUCUUAGAGAUACAAAAGGUUAUGCCUUGGUGGCCAUAUUUAAUGCAUCCGGAACCGGGUUAUUUAUAUCAAAUGGAAGUAUUUCUGCAUGGCACCGAUAAUGUAUUGCUUGAUGUCUAUCGCCUGCGUGUCGGUGUAAGAACUUUGAGCUGGAACAAUACUUCAUUUUUGAUAAAUAAUCAUCCGGUUUAUUUCCGUGGAUUUGGUAGACACGAAGAUUCUGAUAUUCGUGGAAAGGGUUUGGAUUUAGCUUUAAUGACUCGUGACUUUAAUUUGUUGAAAUGGAUUGGCGCCAAUGCUUAUCGUACAUCUCAUUAUCCCUACUCGGAGGAGUCAAUGCAAUUUGCUGAUGAAAAUGGUAUCAUGAUUAUUGAUGAAUGUCCUAGUGUGGAUACAGAAAAUUUCAAACAAGAAUUAUUAGAUAAGCACAAAUCUGCCAUGGAACAGCUGAUACACAGAGAUCGUAAUCAUCCCAGUGUAGUGAUGUGGUCCAUAGCCAAUGAACCUCGCACAAAUCAACUAAAUGCUGGUUCAUAUUUUCAAUACGUUGCAAAUUAUACCCGAGAAUUGGAUCCCACCAGACCGGUAACAGCAGCCAUAGCUGUACCCUCUCAGGAUGAUAAAGCUGCCAAAUAUUUAGAUAUAAUUAGUUUUAAUCGCUACAAUGGUUGGUAUAGUAAUCCCGGCCGUUUGGAUAUGAUUACGAAACGUGUUAUUGAUGAGGCUACAACAUGGAAUAAACGCCACAAUAAACCUGUCAUUAUGUCGGAAUAUGGUUCAGACACUGUUGAGGGUUUGCAUUUAUUACCAUCCUAUGUUUGGUCUGAGGAGUAUCAAACUGAAUUAUUUUCACGCCAUUUUAAAGCUUUCGAUAUAUUACGAAAGAAAUCCUGGUUUAUCGGAGAAUUUGUAUGGAAUUUUGCCGAUUUCAAAACAGCUCAAACUGUUACCCGAGUGGGUGGCAACAAGAAAGGUGUCUUCACACGCAGUCGCCAGCCCAAAGCUGUUGCUCAUCUGUUGCGUAAACGAUAUUUUGCAUUGGGUCGCGAAAUGGACCAGUGCAAUUUCCCUGAGGACCUGUUCACCUACAUAACGGAUGUCGGAACUUCGCGUAUGGGCAAACACGAUGAAGCCGAUUUAUAAUAAACUUUACAAAGUCAUUAGCAUUUUAUGUUGCUCUCUCUUAAACUUUCCACUGCAUUUGUAUGCUUUUUUACAGUGUAAGAUGUCAUAUUUUUUUAUGACAGUAUUUUUAAUUUAUUUAUAAAUAUGUAAAUGUAUAAUGUUUUUUGUGUAUGUGUAUGUUUGUGUAUAAGUAUAGAAAAUAGUAAAAACUUAGCAAAUAAACUAUUUUUUAUAUUGAAUUGUACAAUUUUAAAUAA
Calliphora vicina (urban bluebottle blowfly) is the source of this 2339-nucleotide messenger RNA. Its product is annotated as beta-glucuronidase. Gene Ontology annotation, biological process: glucuronoside catabolic process; carbohydrate metabolic process. The record is from RefSeq and is a predicted model, not a curated record. Gene Ontology annotation, molecular function: beta-glucuronidase activity; carbohydrate binding. The transcript has 11 exons. The coding region runs from base 115 to 2100 and encodes 661 amino acids. Lineage: Eukaryota; Metazoa; Arthropoda; Insecta; Diptera; Calliphoridae.